This is a messenger RNA of Stylonychia lemnae, 1608 nucleotides long. The record is from the annotation of a GenBank genome assembly. Lineage: Eukaryota; Ciliophora; Spirotrichea; Sporadotrichida; Oxytrichidae.
AUGUCAAAUAAUGAUGCCUAAAAUACUGAUGAUAUCAAAUUGCUAACUCAAAACAUGUAGAAUUCAAUUAGUGCAUUUUUCAAAGAUCAUACUGUAGCAGAGCUUCUCCCAGACAAUGCUAAAGUAAGACCUACAAUUAUGAGUAAUAUUAAUAAAUAGAUAGUGGUUCUAAAUCAUGAGUCAACUCUAUAGCAAUGUAUCAAUGCAAUGGUCAUUGAAUAAAAUGUUCAAAACUCAGUAUGCUGGGAUUCAGAGAAAAAAGACUUUCUAGGAAUGAUGUCAAUCAGGCAUUUGCUAGAGAUAAUAGUCUACUUUACCUAGACAUUGAAAGAUUCCUUUUCAAGAGAGGAUCUGAAUCAAUUGAAUGAAAAGAAUUAUAUAUAAUUCUUCAUUGACACUUAUCUCAUGAUGAAUCCAGGAUAUUAGAACCUCUCUCGCUAGACUCAUCUUAGGAAUGGCUUCCGUCGAAUCGAUAGCAAUUUACAAUUGAGAUAGGACUUGUCAAUGUUACCUAAGUUGCUUAAUCAGAUUAGCUUGAAGGAGUGGUUCGCAAUUGAGAAUGAUGUGGUGAGAGUGCAUAAAAGUAAACUAGUUGUCUUCAAUAUUGAUGAUUCCAUUUUCAAGCUAAUAACUUACAUGAGUUAAAAUGGCUACAACCAGAUUGGUCUAAUGAACCAAGACUAAACUUAGGUUCAAGGGUUCAUCUGUUUUAACGAUAUUAUAAGGUUCCUGGUUGAUAACUAUAAUGGGGAUCUAAGCUUUUUUGAGCACUCACUAACUGAUUUCAAUUUGGCUACCAGACAGGUAUUCCCAACUAACUCUAAUGUGGUAAUGGCAAAGGAAAAUGAGACUCUUUUCUAAACUUUAAAGAAGAUGAGAGACAACAGAAUAUCCUGUAUACCUAUUGAGAGGUAAAUAAAUGCAAAUGAGGAUUAUAAUACUAGAACGAUCGGCCUCGCAUACUUAACAGAUCUAAUGUUUAUGUUCAGGGUUCCUAACUAUUAUAAAUAUCUAGAUGAACCAGUUAUAAACUUUAUCACUGAUCUAAAUGCAUUGGAAGAGGAUGCAUUAUUUAUGGAUUAAACUGCAUCCACUACAACUUAAGGAGUUAAUCAAUUUGAUGGCAAACACAAUGAAGAAUCAAAAGGAGAUCACAACUCAGGUGAUGAAGUAAACAAGACAAGUAAAAGAAAAAAGACUAUAACAAUAGAUGAGGAAUUAGACUCUGAUGAGGAAGGUUCUGACGAAUAUGAGGACGAUGAAGAAUAUAAAGCUGAAAAGCAGAAUUUGGCUGAACUAGCUAGGCAAGUCAAAUAAUAGAAUCUCUUGAUGUAAGAGGAGAGAAAGUUGCAAGAAACAGUUCAUGACUAAAAGAUCAAGGGGGAUCAUGAUUUAGUGAUAGAAGACUUAUUUGGUAAAUUAUUAGGAAUAGAAAGAAUCCUUCUAUUGAAAAAAGCAGACACUCUAAGAGAUGUGAUUGAGAAAAUAAGUUUGAUUCCAGAGUCCAAACUUGGAUAUAUAGAGGUUGAAUCUGGCUAUCCCAAGAUGAAAAAUGUGCUCACUCUGAGUGAUCUGUUCAGAUACUUAGCCACAGUAUAGAUAUAGUGA